AUUAUAUAAUUGUCUAGAGAGAGACAGAGAGAGAGAGAGAGCGAGUUUUUAGAGAAAGGAAGAGAGAGAGAGGGGGAGAGAGAGCGUCAUACCAUUCCAUUCCUAGAGGGGGAAAAGCUUCUCUUAGCUCUCCCUUCUGUGCGCUCGUGUUCGUUGGUUUUCAAGAUCUAGUGCCGUUCUUGGUGAUUCGAAUUUUUUGAAUCGAAGAAGACGGGGCGACUACCAUGUCGUCGCUUAGUAGAGAGCUUGUAUUCUUGAUUUUACAGUUCCUCGAUGAGGAAAAGUUCAAAGAGACUGUUCACAAGCUUGAGCAGGAAUCUGGGUUUUUCUUUAAUAUGAAGUAUUUUGAGGAUGAGGUGCAAAAUGGGAAUUGGGAGGAGGUUGAGAAAUACCUUUCCGGGUUCACAAAAGUGGACGACAAUCGGUACUCAAUGAAAAUCUUUUUUGAGAUAAGGAAGCAAAAGUACCUUGAGGCAUUGGAUAAGCAUGAUCGUUCCAAGGCUGUGGAUAUAUUAGUAAAGGAUUUGAAAGUUUUUGCCACAUUUAAUGAAGAGCUUUUCAAGGAAAUCACUCAGCUCUUGACAUUGGAGAAUUUUAGAGAAAAUGAGCAACUUUCCAAAUAUGGAGAUACCAAAUCUGCCAGAGCAAUCAUGUUGGUGGAGCUUAAGAAACUAAUUGAAGCAAAUCCUUUAUUCCGUGACAAAUUGCAAUUCCCAAACCUUAAAAAUUCAAGGUUACGGACUCUCAUCAACCAAAGCUUGAAUUGGCAGCACCAACUGUGUAAAAACCCUAGGCCAAAUCCAGAUAUAAAAACCCUAUUCGUGGAUCACUCUUGUGCACAACCAAAUGGUGCACGUGCUCCAUCACCUGCAAACAAUCCACUGCUUGGAUCCUUACCAAAAGCUGGGGGUUUCCCUAAUCUAGGUGCACAUGGGCCUUUCCAACCUGCACCAGCACCUGUGCCAACGCCCCUUGCAGGUUGGAUGUCCAAUCCUUCCACUGUAACUCAUCCAGCAGUUUCUGGAGGAGCUAUUGGUCUUGGUGCUCCAUCAAUCCCAGCUGCUUUGAAGCAUCCAAGGACUCCUCCGACUAACCCUUCACUAGACUACCCAUCUGGGGAGUCUGAUCAUGUUUCUAAAAGAGCUCGACCAAUGGGGAUUACUGAUGAGGUUAAUCUGCCCGUUAAUGUGUUGCCAGUAACAUUCCAGGGUCAUGGUCAUGGUCAGCCAUUCAAUGCGCCCGAUGACUUGCCAAAAAUUGUUGCUCGGACCUUAAAUCAAGGGUCAUCUCCCAUGAGCAUGGAUUUUCAUCCUGUUCAACAAAUCUUACUUCUUGUUGGUACCAAUGUUGGGGACAUUGGGUUGUGGGAAGUUGGUUCUAGGGAGCGGUUAGUUUUGAGGAAUUUCAAAGUUUGGGAUCUCAGCGCAUGUUCAGUGCCUCUGCAGGCAGCUCUGGUUAAAGAUCCUGGUGUAUCUGUUAACCGUGUGAUUUGGAGCCCUGACGGUUCUUUGUUUGGAGUUGCAUACUCCAGGCACAUCGUUCAAAUAUAUUCUUAUCAUGGGAAUGAUAACAUACAGCAGCACCUGGAGAUUGAUGCUCAUGUUGGCGGAGUAAAUGACAUAGCAUUCUCCCACCCAAACAAGCAACUUUGUGUCGUAACCUGUGGUGACGAUAAGACCAUCAAGGUGUGGGAUGCUACUACUGGUGCAAAGCUGUAUUCUUUUGAAGGUCAUGAGGCUCCUGUUUUUUCUGUCUGUCCUCACUAUAAGGAAAACAUUCAGUUUAUCUUUUCAACUGCACUGGAUGGAAAGAUAAAAGCAUGGUUGUAUGACCACUUGGGAUCUCGAGUUGAUUAUGAUGCUCCUGGUCGCUGGUGCACGACAAUGGCUUACAGUGCUGAUGGUACUAGGCUCUUUUCAUGUGGGACAAGUAAAGAUGGGGAAUCGUUUAUUGUUGAAUGGAAUGAAAGUGAAGGAGCAGUGAAAAGGACCUAUCAAGGAUUCCGUAAGCGUUCUUUGGGUGUUGUGCAAUUUGAUACAACUAAAAACCGGUUUUUAGCUGCUGGUGAUGAUUUCUCUAUCAAAUUCUGGGAUAUGGACAACGUUCAACUUUUGACUACUGUUGAUGCCGAAGGAGGCCUCCCAGCAAGCCCACGUAUCCGCUUCAACAGGGAUGGCAAUCUCUUGGCUGUUUCUACCAGUGAAAAUGGAAUUAAGAUUUUGGCAAAUGCAGAUGGCAGUAGGUUGUUACGCACCUUUGAAAAUCUUUCUUAUGAUGCCUCAAGAGCAUCUGAAGCUGUGACAAAGCCGACAAUAAACCCAAUUUCAGCUGCAGCUGCUGUGACUAGUGCUGGACUUGCAGACAGAGGUGCCUCUAUGGUUGCUAUUACUGGAAUGAAUGGGGAUGUCCGGAACUUAGGGGAUGUGAAACCUAGAAUAACAGAAGAAUCUAAUGACAAAUCCAAGAUUUGGAAGCUCACUGAAAUCAAUGAACCAUCUCAAUGCCGGUCUUUAAGGCUUCCUGAAAACCUAAGAGUGACUAAGAUAUCAAGGUUAAUAUAUACAAAUUCAGGUAAUGCCGUUCUGGCAUUAGCAUCAAAUGCCAUUCAUCUGCUCUGGAAAUGGCAACGAAGUGAUCGUAGUACUUCUGGAAAGGCAACUGCUAGUGUGUUACCCCAAUUAUGGCAACCAUCAAGUGGAAUUUUAAUGACCAAUGAUGUUUCUGACACUAGUCCUGAAGAGGCCGUGCCCUGCUUUGCUUUGUCCAAGAAUGAUUCUUAUGUUAUGUCGGCAUCUGGAGGAAAGAUCUCCUUGUUCAAUAUGAUGACAUUUAAGACAAUGACAACUUUCAUGCCACCACCACCUGCAGCAACAUUUCUUGCUUUCCAUCCUCAAGAUAACAACAUUAUUGCCAUUGGCAUGGAUGAUUCCACAAUUCAGAUAUACAAUGUUCGCGUAGAUGAAGUUAAGAGCAAGCUUAAAGGACACUCUAAAAGAAUAACUGGCCUUGGCUUUUCUCAUGUACUGAAUGUUCUAGUUUCAUCUGGAGCGGAUGCUCAGCUCUGUGUAUGGAGCUCUGAUGGAUGGGAAAAGCAGAAGACUAGAUUUCUGCAGCUUCCACCUGGAAGGACUCCUGGACAGUCAGACACUCGUGUACAGUUCCAUCAGGAUCAGAUACAUUUUCUGGUUGCACAUGAAACUCAGCUUGCCAUAUAUGAAACAACAAAACUCGAAUGUGUCAAGCAGUGGGUCCCACGUGAAUCUGCCCCCAUCUCUCAUGCAACAUUCUCAUGUGAUAGCCAGUUGAUAUAUGCCAGCUUCUUAGAUGCGACAGUCUGUGUGUUUACUGCUGCAAAUCUCAGACUACGAUGUCGAAUCAAUCCUUCUGCUUAUCUUCCUUCUAGUGUCAGCAGUUCUAAUGUACAACCACUUGUGAUUGCCGCACAUCCACAAGAACCAAAUCAAUUUGCAUUAGGGCUGUCAGAUGGGGGGGUUCAUGUCUUUGAACCCCUUGAAUCUGAAGGCAAAUGGGGUGUUCCCCCACCUGUUGAGAAUGGGUCAGCAAGCAGUGUGCCAGCUACUUCUCCAGUUGGAGCUUCUGGUUCGGACCAAGCCCAGAGAUGAUCAAGCAGCUGCCAGUGAGAAGUUCUUUUACAUGCUUGCUUGCUGGCCCGUCUCGAAUUCAGUUUGCGGGUCACGACAUGUAAUUUACUGAAGGACGGACGCUGCAAAAUGUGUAGAGUUGACAUUUUUAAUCAAAUUCUAAGGUAAAUGCUGUAGUAGUAUUAAUAGUUGAAGGUCAAUUUAGUUUUUGGAAGGAAAUUCUUCGAAAAAGAAUGUCUUUUGCUCUCAAUCUCUGCUACGAAUCAUUGAACUAUAAAUUAUGUGAUAGGUAUCAAAUAUCAGUGCAGUCUAAUUGGUCAUUA
Carya illinoinensis is the source of this 3925-nucleotide messenger RNA. Its product is annotated as protein TOPLESS. Gene Ontology annotation, biological process: regulation of DNA-templated transcription. The record is from RefSeq and is a predicted model, not a curated record. The coding region runs from base 225 to 3623 and encodes 1132 amino acids. The transcript is spliced from 27 exons. Gene Ontology annotation, molecular function: protein binding. NCBI's taxonomy places the organism in Eukaryota, Viridiplantae, Streptophyta, Magnoliopsida, Fagales, Juglandaceae.